Hylaeus anthracinus is the source of this 747-nucleotide messenger RNA. RefSeq names its product low molecular weight phosphotyrosine protein phosphatase-like. Gene Ontology annotation, molecular function: acid phosphatase activity; non-membrane spanning protein tyrosine phosphatase activity. The record is from RefSeq and is a predicted model, not a curated record. Bases 123 to 617 code for a protein of 164 amino acids. Gene Ontology annotation, biological process: protein dephosphorylation. Gene Ontology annotation, cellular component: cytoplasm. Lineage: Eukaryota; Metazoa; Arthropoda; Insecta; Hymenoptera; Colletidae. The transcript is spliced from 5 exons.
UACAUGUAUGUAUUUCCCAAAGUUACGUACAUAACCUUAAAGAAUAAUGCAAGCACAAGUUUGCUCCUGUCAAGCAGUAGGUGGAGAAUAAUUGUGUAUUUUAAAAACAUUCGAAUCCCACCAUGUCUCAAAAAAAGAAAGUAUUAAUGGUGUGUUUAGGCAAUAGUUGUCGUUCUCCGAUAGCAGAAGCGGUACUAUGCGAUCAACUACAAAAAAUGGAUCUUCGUGACUUUUGGGAAGUAGAUAGUGCUGCACUUUUACAAUAUCAUGUGGGUAAAAGUCCAGAACCUAGAGCUAUAAACACUCUUAAACAGAGGGGCAUCAUACAGUAUACUCACACAGCAAGAGAAAUUACAAAAGAAGAUUUCUAUAACUUUAAUUGGAUAUUUGGAAUGGAUAGAUCUAUAGUUUAUGAUUUAUGUCAAAUGCAACCAGAAGAUAGCCAAGCAAAAAUUGAACUCCUUGGAAAAUACAAUCCAAAUGGAGAACUAGAUAUACGAGAUCCGUUAUUUGAUAGUGACAGUACUGGCUUUGAAAAGGCAUUUGACCAAGCUAGCAGUAGUAUAAAAGCAUUUCUAGAACAACAUACAGUUGCUGUUACUAUGAAAUCAAAUUGACUAGAGGAUAGCGUUAAAUGUAAAAUACGUAAGUAUUACGAAUACAUUACUUUAUUUAACUUUACAUCCACUUAUGUACACUUCAAGUAUAUUACGAUCAUCUCCAGAAUAUAUGAAUUUUUGAAGCUUU